This is a messenger RNA of Emiliania huxleyi CCMP1516, 1691 nucleotides long. RefSeq lists its product as hypothetical. Bases 1 to 1611 code for a protein of 536 amino acids. NCBI's taxonomy places the organism in Eukaryota, Haptophyta, Isochrysidales, Noelaerhabdaceae. Gene Ontology annotation, biological process: proteolysis. The record is from RefSeq and is a predicted model, not a curated record. Gene Ontology annotation, molecular function: metallocarboxypeptidase activity. The transcript is spliced from 7 exons.
AUGUGGAACGUGUAUGCCUCCUCCGUGAGCGCCUUGGCGGGCCGUUCGGUGCUCAUGGCGCACCUGCGGCCUGUGAGCAGCAGCCGCAUCGCGCUUUGUGGCGCGUCUGCGCCCACCCAGUCGUACGAGAAGCUCAAAGCCCUCCUUCGAGAGGUCGACGCGCUGAGCGAGAUCCAAGGGAUUCUCGGCUACGACGAGCAGGUCUUCAUGCCUCCCGGGGCGGCUGCUUCGCGCGCCAAGCAGAAAGGGGCUCUCGCAAAGAUCCUCCACGACAAGUCGACUGGCACCGAGAUGAGGGAGGCGAUCGACGGCGUGCGCGGCCGCGAGGAAGACUUCGACGACGUCCGGAAGGAGGCGCAGCUCGAGUCGGAGGCGAACCAGGCGUGGGCGGCGGCGCGCAAGGCGUCGGACUUCUCGCUCUUCGCGGGCAAGCUGACCGAGAUCUUCGAGCUCAAGAAGGAGGUCGCGGCAGUCACGCGGCCGGCUCUCAAGAGCGAGCCGUACGACGGCGCGCUCGACGCGUUUGAGCGCGGCAUGCGCGCAGAGCGCCUCGACGAGAUCUUCGAGGAGCUUCGCGCGGGCCUGGUGCCGCUGCUCGAGGCGAUCAACGCCAAGAAGGCCUCCGACCCGUCGGUCGACGCGCCGCACCCGUCGCUCGCGUUUGGCGACCAGUGGGACACCGAGGCGCAGGCGGCGCUCUCCCGCGACGUUGCGGCGAAGAUGGGCUACUCGUUCGACACCGGCCGGCUCGACGUGUCGACCCACCCAUUCACCGGCGGCGCGGGCCCGCGGGACGUGCGCAUGACGACGCGAUACUCGGCCAACUGGGCGGAGGGCUUCGGCGCGACCAUCCACAAGAGAGAAGUAGGCGCGACGAUCCACGAGUGCGGCCACGCGCUGUACGAGCAGGGGAGGGACGUGGGGGAGGAGGGCCUGGGGCUGCCCGCCUCGCGGGCGCUCUCCAUGGGCGUGCACGAGUCGCAGUCGCUGCUGUGGGAGCGGAUGGUGCUGCAGUCCAAGCCGUUCUGGGAGUUCGCGGCGCCCCUCUUCCACGCGCGCUUCCCGUUCACCGCCGAGGCGACGGCGGCCGACUUCUUCCGCACGUACAACCGCGUGUCGCCCGGCUGCAUCCGCGUCGAGGCGGACGAGGUCACGUACCCUCUGCACGUGAUCCUGAGGUACGACAUCGAGCGCGCGCUCUUCCGCGGCGAGAUGGAGGUUGCGGAGGUGCCGGCCUACUGGGUGAGGCGCAUGAAGGAGGACCUGGGCGUACACGUGCCCGACGAUGCGCGCGGCUGCCUGCAGGACAUCCACUGGUCCUUUGGCGCGGUCGGCUACUUCCCGUCGUACACGCUCGGCGCGAUCAUGGCGGUGCAGAUCUACAACGCCGCCAAGGCCGACCUCGGCGCGGGCGCGCUCGAGGCGCAGAUUGCCCGGGGCGAGUUCGGCACGCUGCGCGAGUGGCUCCGCGAGAAGGUGCACGCAGUGGGGUCGGUGCAUGCAUCCCCCGACGCGUUGCUUACAAGCAUCGCCGGAGAGCCCGUCUCGCCCAAGCCGUUCCUGGACUACCUCCGAGCAAAGUACAGCGAGCUUUACAGGCUCGAAGAAUAGCCGGCGCGAGCGGUCCACCACAGGCCACUCGAGCUCCACAGCUGCAGGCCACUCGUAUUAUAAUCUCACUCAAAAUUAUA